Messenger RNA from Guyanagaster necrorhizus, 1411 nucleotides. RefSeq lists its product as uncharacterized. Gene Ontology annotation, molecular function: protein binding. Bases 125 to 1246 code for a protein of 373 amino acids. The transcript has 2 exons. NCBI's taxonomy places the organism in Eukaryota, Fungi, Basidiomycota, Agaricomycetes, Agaricales, Physalacriaceae. The record is from RefSeq and is a predicted model, not a curated record.
CAUUCAUGCUCUGAGUGGCAGUGCAUUCAGUUUAUCAUGCAUGAUUCCGGUCCGGACCCGGAGUUAGUUUUCCGAGUUGCACCUUUCUCUGCUUUCGACGACAUACAGCGUGAUAUUGCGACAAAUGCCACUAUCGACACUUCCCAUCGAAAUUUGGGAACGGAUAAUUGGUUCCCUCAACACAUAUAACCGCAGAGCGUUUUGCGCCUGCUGCCUAGUAUGCCGCUCUUGGGUGCCCAUUAGCCGUCAUUACAUUUACAACGAAGUUUAUCUUCAAUCGCCAACGGGGGCAACGAAGUUCCUGAAAUGCCUCUGCCUAGACGCAGCAGACAUUGGAUUAUACGUUAACAAGCUCAAUCUUCAUGAAUUUCGUGGUCGGGACCCUCACGAGCGUCAUUGGCUCAGCCAGGCGCUUCCGACACUGUCUCGAUGUCUUCUCAAUGUUACGCAUCUCACGAUUGACUGGAUUGUUCCAGACACGUUCAACCCACCAUCAUGGGAAGCAUUGCUCAACGGUUUCCUUAACGUUACCUCCUUUUCCUUACUUUUCGCGCGAUUCACCAGACCUAUGGAGGCAUUGGAACUCAUAGCUUCUUUCCCAAAGAUGACCUCCCUCGACAUCGGCCGUCUACGCUUCAUUGAAGAUCCUAGACACGUGGUGACGAAUCCCAUGAUUGUCCCUCCUCCACAGCUCUCCACGUUGAACGUACAGCAGAUGUACGUUCCCUUUCUGCUAGACUGGCUUACGGAACACGAUAUAAAGAUCCGCUCUGCAACUUUUACGUCCCUGUAUGAUAUGAGCAUGGAAAGCAUAGGCAGAUUUGCACACAUGCUUGGCCCUUCGCUCGAGCACAUAUCACUGUGUGAGCCAGAAAUUGAUGAUACCCAUCCAGAAGCCUUUGCGGCAGAGUGUUUCAAACUUGCUGCUAAUACCCACUUGCGUUCUGUGGACAUAAAUAGGAUGUCUGCCAUUGAUGGCCUCCCAUGGCUAUCAGACCUACUAUCCCAAAUAAAGUCCGAAAACUUGGAAUGUGUUCGUUUCGCAAUAACAGCACAUACCGUGGACGUUCUGCAAAAAGUUCAUUGGUCUCAAGUCGACCAUAUCUUAUCCCAACUUCCCUCCAUACGAGUAGUCAAAUUUCGUUUCUUCAUGGACUCGUCACUGUGGCAAAGUGCUGCAGCUUUCAUGAAGACUCAGGUCCCCAGACUGGUCGACCGAGGUGCUCGUAUAGAAUUCGAGUUAUGAACAUCUCGUUCACAUCAUCAGCUUCUCACUGCCCUCGAGUCUGCCCCAUCCAAGGGUAUAACCCCAACUCCUCCACAUUCUUUCAAUCACCAUUCUUUUCUCAUGUCUAUCAAGAUUAGGAUUCGACAGAUCUUCUACAUCUUCCAAAAAUCCUUCACGGAGUCG